Molecule: messenger RNA, 3850 nt
Organism: Leucoraja erinaceus (little skate)
Lineage: Eukaryota; Metazoa; Chordata; Chondrichthyes; Rajiformes; Rajidae
Product: acid-sensing ion channel 2-like
Exons: 4
Coding region: 2834-3850 (338 amino acids)
Biological process (GO): sodium ion transmembrane transport
Cellular component (GO): membrane
Molecular function (GO): ligand-gated sodium channel activity
Source: RefSeq, a predicted model, not a curated record
AAUCUUUGCACGCCAUCUACGUGUCAUGCAAAUGACGCCCAAGUGGAACAGGCCCAAAGUAAUAAAGUUUUCGAGCUUGCAAACAAUGGGGGAGUACAGAAAGAGACUGGGAAUAACCAUUUGUACUUUGAACAUGCAUGUGAAGCUUUGGAGCGUAGGAAGGAACUGUAGAUGCUGUUUUAAAACGGAUAGACACAAAAAGCUGCAGUAACUCGCCGGGCCAGGCAGCAUCCCUGGAGAAAAGGAAUAGGUGAUGUUUCGGGUCGUGACAGGGGAAAGGGAAACAAGAGACAUAGACAUUGCUUGUAUUUCCUACCUGUGACGUUGACAUUUAAUCAAAUCUAAACUUAAUCUUACAUAAUGUAAAAAACAUUUACAUAAUGUCUGCCAAAAUGUUAAUGUUAUGCAUUGGAAGUUCUGUCAUGCCUUGAAAAUAUGUAUCUGAGAAAAUAGACAGCCUGUCAUUUUCUACUGUUUUCACAGAGGCUUACAGAAAAUACUUUUUGAUUGAUUCAAGGAUGCUCCCAUUUUAUCGAUAUGGAUUUUAAGGAAACACCAAUUUAUACAUUUAUUCUUGAGGAUAGUGACUACCUUUACCAAGCAUUUAUAAAAACAGAAAAUACUGAACAUACUCAGCAGGCCAAUGUUCUUUCAUUAUAACUGUAGAAAGUUUUAAGAUGCGGAGAAGAAUAGUGAAGAGAGGGGAAAUAUGGACAAUUGCUCAGUCUGAAUAAAAAUCAGAGGUUGCUUUAGAGAUACAGCAUGGAAUAGUGCCCUUUGGCCCACCAAGGCCACGCCAACCUUCAAUCACCCAUUCAUGCAGAUAUAUGUUAUCCCACUUUUGCAUUAACCUAUAAACUUGCAUGUCUUUGGGAUAUGGGAGGAAUCUGGAGCACCUGGAGAAGCCCACAUAGUUGCAGGGAGAACUUGCAAACUCCACACAAACAGCACCCGAGGUCACGGUCAAACCUGUGUCUCUGGUGCUGUGAGGCAGCAGCUUUACCAGCUGCACCAUUGUGCCACCCUGUGUUCAGUUUCCCAGCAUCUGCAGUUUCUUCCUUUAUUUCCUUCUUGUGAACAAUGACAUGGGUGGUCCCCACGACAAUAAGAAUGUAGACUCAGGGGUCCAAAGUGGGGUCCCAACCUGAAACAUUGCCUAUCCGUGCCCUCCAGAGAUGCUGCCUGACCCGCUGUGUUACUCCAGCACUUUGUGUGUUUUUGAUGUAAAAACAUAUUAACUGGUAUAUGAUAAUUUCACCUGAAUACUGCCUAACAAAGAUGUUUGAAGCAUUAAAGCUUAAAAAACUCAAAGUAACCACAUCUGAAAUCAUAUCCCUUUAGAAAUGCAGAUAAGUCUAAUCUUUUAAAGGCAUCCAAAUUGAUUAGCCGAGCUUUGACUAACAGGUCUAAAUUGUUGCUUUUAUUGGCUCAUCAUGAGAAAUAAUCCAUGAUCAAUCUAUUUGGAUAGAAUUCAGCGACAUGCUUUAAUUGUACUCAUCACAUUCACUGGUGCUUUCCCUUAAAUUCUAUGCAGCACAGCACUGAUACAUGCACUCGACUGACCAGAUUCACUUACAGUAAUGGGUUAAGAAUGGCAAAAUCUAUGCUACAGUUGUGUCUGAGGAGGUUAAUGCAACAUUUUGAGCAGCCAGCUUAAACCUGGAUCAGGGUUAAUGCAAGUGAGGCAUACAUGGUUGCUUUAUUUUAGAAGGCUUGGUUAGUUGUUAUACGUGAUGAGUGUAAGCACUAAAACCAAUAUAAACGUCUCUGCACACACGAUAAUACAGGCUUCCCCUCCUGUGCUCUGCUGUUCGGCAAGCUCCCAGUCAGACACCACUGGAAGCUGCUGUUGUAAUUCCCUCAACUGGAUGAUGUAUUUAGCCCGAAACUCCACACAGACGAACACCAGAUGCAACAGAUCAAUGAGUGCUUGCUAAUGUCAUUCGCUCUCGGCGUCAAGUACUGACUGUUUCUUUGGUUUAUUUUAUGUUUUUGAUGAAUUUAUUUCCUUUCAACAUUCUGUAAAGUUAAUCGGCAUGCAAAUUGCAUAUACUACCUUUUUUUUAAACAAUUUGCAUCAGAGCUGCUUUUUGCUUGAAGGCUCUGGAAAGCUUGGGAUAGCAAUAUAACUAAUGUGCUCAUUGUGAGUCUGUGGAGCCUUCUGCUGUUGCCGCUGCCGCUGCUGCUGCUGCUGUUUCACUUGCAGAUUGUCUCUCCUCACUCCCUCCUUAUCUGUUUGCUCUCUCUCUCCCUCGCUCUCUUUCUCUCUCAGUCAGCAAUCCAUUCUCACUGUCCGAGGAUCCUGGAAUCACAUUGAGAGCGUCAGGAAAGUGCCCAGAGGUGGUUGGAGUCCAGCAAUAAACACCACAAUAAGAAAAAAAAAGAAAAGCCAAGCAAUCAAUUUAAGGAUUUGUUCUCUUAUAAAUCAUCUCUACAAGGCUGACAUCCCUGUGGACAUUGAGCAGAGCAUUUUCUCAAGCUACCGGACUGCAGACUGCUUCGUGGUUUUAAGUAUUUCAUCAGGAACAUUGUCAGCUGGAGAAUCUUUGAUACGAUUGGUGGGAUCCUUCAUCCCUCCCACACUAUCUUUCCAUCCCCGCUGCUUCCAAACAGACGAAGGCUUUUUGAUGGUGCUGUGGAAGUCAAAGGCAAGAGUUUUGCUUCUAUCUGUUGUGAAAGAUUUUCAUGUUCUGCUCCCCACACAAAGGGCCAGCUAGACCAGCCAAAAUCAGGGUUAAAAAGGAGGAAAAAAACAACUGCUUUAUGAAACUGACGCUCUAAGUGCACUGAGCAGCUGGAAGAGAGGUGAACUCACACACAUACAAAUAAAUAGAUGGAGGAGAAAGAGAACAGCACAGGCAGUGAGGGGAGUCUGCAGCCGUCCACAAUCCAUGUCUUUGCCAACACGUCAUCCCUUCACGGAAUCAGACACAUAUUUGUCUAUGGGCCCAUGACCAUGCGUCGCUUCAUGUGGACUGUGGUGUUUAUGGGAUCCCUGGGCCUACUCGUGGUCGAAUGCGCGGAACGCGUGGCCUUUUACUUCUCGUACCCGCACGUCGCCAAGCUGGAAGAGGUGGCCGCCAACAACCUGGUCUUUCCUGCCGUGACUGUCUGCAACUUGAACGAGUUUCGCUUUUCGAAGCUGACGGCCAAUGAUCUCUACCACGCUGGCGAGCUCCUGGGUCUGCUCAACGUCCACCUGGAGAUCCAGAGCCCCCAGCUGGCUGAUCCCCUUGUGCUGAAAGUUCUCAAGAAGAAAGCUGAUUUCAAGCAUUACAAGCCAAGGGUAUUCAAUAUGCAUGAGUUUUAUGACCGCGUUGGGCAUAGUCUCAAGGAUAUGAUGCUGUACUGCAAGUUCCGGGGAGUGCAAUGUACUCACAAGGACUUCAAAACUCCACAAAAAUUGUUCAAAUCAAUCCUUCUGCAUCAAACAUUUAAUUCUGAUGCCAGUAUCCAAAAUCUAACCAAAACAGAUCGAUUCAUUUACGACUGGUUUGAACUGAGCCUAAAGUACAAUUUUGCAAUCUGGGACGGGCUCUUGUUCUUAAAAUGUAAGGACUGCUUGCUGUCAAAGAGAAAUCAAAAGAUGGAUUGUCAUCUAAAUGGAGGGAGACUGCAAAUGAGUGACGUUGAAGAGAUUCGAGAUGCUCUUGUGCCCGGACCACAAAAAGUUAACAGGAAUCGUGGGAAGACACAGCUCUACAUCUUACUCUGGCUGCCUGUACUUUUCGAGCUAAGUGAAACCUACCCAAUCCGUAUUAAGGUUGGCGGAGAGAAAAAUAAAUGCAGGAAUGCAGUCUCAUUAAAUGAAGAAAUGGACACCAGCGAUCCUUCACUCCCACAGAACUAG